GUCAUAUGAUUUCCAAGAUGAGGGGAGGAGAGAUAUGCUUGCAGAGUUGCCCCUGAGAUUGAAACAAUCUCAGCACUCUGAAGAAACAAAAGCAGAAACCAGGUCGUUUAGACGUUCUGCAUCAGUUCGUGACCAUUUCCGAAUAACUUUUGGAAACUACUGUUAUUCUUUAAUCCGUCACAUUUGCCUUCUUUUUAUUUGCAGCAAAGCGCUUUUCACACGAUAACCUGCAGUAUAGACGUUUCAAAAGUUCAGGCGGCACCGUUUUUCACAGCUUCGCGCCAUGCAGAGUGUUACCUCGGAAGGUCCGUAAAUGUAUUUGUAUUCUUUGUUAUGAAAGAGGUGCACCAGAGAGCAUGGUUGACAAGGAGGAAUUGGAAGUAAAACUGAAAAAACUUGUCGUGAGAUUAAAAAAUAUACACGAACGAAAGCAGCUGGGAACUUUGGUGCAGAUCAUUGAAGAUCUUCUCUAUCUGACACACUGCGAUGAGUGGGCAAUAGAUCUGUUUGAAGACAAGGAAGUCCACUCCCCUCUGAUGGUGGUGCUAUCAUCUUACAUCAAAAGUCAUGAUGUGCAGCAGGUGGGGUGGUCACUCCUCUGUCGACUGUUGGAAAUAUGCCCUGGAACCCUGGAGAAGCUGGCAAGGCCACUGAGUGCUGGCAAGGACUGGGAGGUACUGGGAAUACACAAGCAGAUCCACAAUGUGUUGUCAGAGCACAGUGGACAGUGCAAGGUCAUCACGGUGGGACUCCGAGCGUUGACACUUCUCCUAAAAUCAGAUGCGAUCAUGUUGACGUUUUUGGAGGACGAUAUGGACAUCUUUGACUUGAUUCUGGGCGCAAUGACAAGUUUCAGCACGAAUGAGGAGGUUCAGGCCUAUGGCUGCAGAUCUUUGCAGCUGCUUCUAGAUUACGUCCCAGAUGUACACCGAGUGGAGUUUGUAGAGAGAGGGGACCACAGCGUGGUUCUGAGUGUGGCUAGAACAUUCCUGGGCAAUGAAAAUAUGGUUCUACAGGCGCUGAAGGUUCUCCUGCCCUUAGCAGGCCCAGCCUGUAAUGUGGAAAUCCUGGUGUCAGGAAAUGAACGAUGCUACAGUGUGAUAAACCAGGUCAUGGAGGCUUUCCCACACCACCAACCCCUGCAGGAAGUCGGCUGCUGCCUGUUCCACAAAUUCAUCGUUUUAGAACGAUACUACAACAUCCUGGUUCUGAAUGGAGUGCACAGGAUGGCUGCGACAGCAUGCCUCAUGUACCCAGAAAAUGCACAGCUGCAAAUUGCUGCUCUGUCGUGUUUGGCUGCCCUCACUGAAACGAUAGUACAGAAUAAAAGUCUUGCGGAAGAGGAGGAACAGGAGGAGUUGUCCUGGAUGGAUGCCUGCUGCACAGCAAUGGAACGUCACACCGCUGAUCCUCAGGUCCAGGAGGCUGCAUGUUUGGCUCUAAACAGCCUUCUGGUUCAGGAACCUCGGCUUCGCCAGCGCUUUGCGGAUCAAGACGGGAGGGCCCCCAUUCACAGGCAGGUGAUGGCUGUCAUGCUGCUGCACUCUGACUGUCUGGGGCUGCUUCAGGCUGCGGCCGAGACACUGGGAACGCUCAUCGACCGCGACAGUAAAAUCCCAUCUCUCUUGCUGUCCAAUGGGCUCCACAUCAACAUUUUGGAAAUAAUGAAGAAGCACAGCUCCUCCCCUCUAAUCGCAGAAAGUUUGUGCAGGUUGCUUCACAAACUCUUCCAGAGACGAACUUCAAGUCUGGAUGAGGUUGUCAUGGCCAUGAAUGAGAUCCUGAGGGCCAUGAAGAUCCAUAAUUUCCUGCCUAAGGUCCAGCUGGAGGCCCUAAGGGCCAGCCUGACCUUCCUCAGCCCUGACAGAAGAUUGCGGGAACAUGGCGUCUCGGUGGCAGACCCCGACAUGGCAGACAUCUCACUGAAGGUGUUGAAAAACCAGUGUGUGGUGGAGGGUGCUCACACUGUGUUCUUACAAGCUCUGAACCGGUUUAUCGAUAGUCCAGAUAUCCAGGAUUGUGGGUUGAGAGUUCUCACUGCACUGGCUGACUGCUCUGGUGCAGUGGACCUGAUGUGCCAGCAGGGGGCGAUAGAUACAGUUCUACACACACUCCAGAUGUUCCCCGGAGAGAGAGAUAUACACUACGGGGGACUAAGUCUGCUUCAGUACCUCAUAGCCAAGAAGAAUUUAUCCGUAAUGAUUGUCCCCGUUUUGGCAUCUGUUAUUGUGGACACUCUGACGCAGUACAGAGAGGAUCGAGAGAUGCAGCUGAAGGGCUUCCAGGUGGCGUGGAAGCUGAUGGACACCUGUUCAGAUGCAGCCUUGGAGCUGGAGAGGCAGGCGUUUGACAGAGAACUCUUCCUGCAGCUGAGAGACAGCCUCUAUGAACUGCGGACUGACCCGCUGCACAAGGCGAUUUGCUUGUGCCUCUCCAAGAUGGCUGCCGAUAGUAACAUCAGAUAUGUCAUGCUGGAAAAGGCAUGCUUGGACGGCGAUUUCAUCAUGGCAGAAUGUCUGAUUGAUCUUGGGGCUGACAUCAACAGGAAAACCAAGACAGAGUCUCUUAUCUACCAGGUGUGUGAGAACGGUGGCCCCCUGGAGCUGGUGGACCUCCUGCUGACCAGUGGGACCCAUGAGCAGCACCUGCGCAGUGCACUGACCGUCAGCGUCCACAAGGGGGACAGUCCCGUGGUUAGCCUCCUGCUGGGAAAGCUGGGGUUGGACCUGAACAACAACUCCCUCUGCCUGGGGGGCUUUCGCCUGGGGAACAUCGAGGCCUCCUGGCUGAUGCCCCUAUUCUCCGAGCGCAGGUCUCCCAGCCUCCGGAGAGUGAACAGUAAAGGUGGCUCCCUGGCCAAGCAGGUGAAAUCCUGUCAGAAAAGAAGAGCUUGUUCUCAGCAGAGGAUGACUGACACACACUCUGGGUACAUCUCAGAAGAGAGUGACGACAGCAGCCUCUUCUCUUUGGAUGACAGCUUGGUCUGGAACGAGGACAUGGCGAGUGAUGGAAGUGCUUCAAAUUCUACAGGAAGUGAUGGACUCCCUCGCGUAACGAGUCCCCAUUGUGACAUGCGCGAGGAGUUGACUGGACAGUUAGUGAACCAACAGCAACAAUGCCGCAAACAUGCUAGUGCAGAGGGAGGAAACUCUGAUUCGGAACCAAAUGAGCUUCGUCAGCAGGGAUGUGUGAGGAUUUCUCCAAAUCAAAGAGGUAAUAAUUCCCUUCUCCUGGGGUCGGUGGAGAACCCCUCGAUAUUAAGUCCCACCUCUCUGGGUGGGGACCGAGAACGCAUUCGGCUGUUGGACCUUUCAGGGAAUGAGCUGGACUCUCUGUGCUGCUUGAUGGGAGAGGGUCUACUCCAACAGCACCUGGAGCACCUGAUCCGGCUCGAGCUGAGCCAAAACAACCUGGUGGAAAUCCCCUCUGGCCUUUGUGAGAGUCUGAGAAGCUUGACACGUCUGGAUCUCCAUAGUAAUCGUCUGCAGUCCCUGCCAGAGGGAAUAUUGCACCUGCCUGCACUGAGCAUGCUCAAUGUGUCCAGGAACUGUGUGGGGCCGCUACUCUCUCUGGACCCUACUGCUAGGUGUCCCUCCCUGAGACAGCUCAACCUGGCCUUCAACCACGUCACUGUUUUCCCAGACCAGCUGACCCAUGUCCUCAGCAAACUGGAAGAGCUCUCCUUUGAAGGGAAUAAAAUUACAGAGCUCUAUUCCCCUCUCUGCCUGCCUGAAUUGAAGCAUCUGGACGUCAGUAAAAACAACAUUGAAAAGAUUUCUCAGGACUUCUUGUCCGGCUGUGUCAAGUUAGAGACAUUCACCGCAUCAGUGAAUAAGCUGUCUAAAUUGUCACUUUUGCCGUCAAAGAUAACAACAUUGAAAUUGUCUCACAAUACCUUCACCUGCAUUCCAGAUGGAAUUAUCCAGCUUCCAUGUUUACGAUCGGUGGACUUGAGAAACAAUGACAUCAAAGUCCUCCCAGGACCCUCGGCAUGGGCGUCGGCCAAUCUCAGAGAGCUGAUCUUCAGCAACAACCGGAUCAGUGUUCUGGAUCUCAGCGGACCGGUCUGCAAAUGGUCCAGGCUGGAGAAGCUGCACCUUGCCAAUAACAAGCUGACAGAGAUUCCCCCACAGAUUGGGCUGCUUGAAGACCUGACCUCUCUGGAUGUCAGCCGGAAUGCCGGCUUGCACUCCUUUCCGGAUGAGAUGGGGAAGCUAGGGCGACUGUGGGACCUGCCCCUGGACGAGCUUCGGCUCGGACUGAACCUCAAGCUCAUCGGCAACAAGACCAAGGACAUCGUCAGGUACCUGCAGCAGCGCCUGAAGAAGGCUGUGCCAUACCACAGGAUGAAGCUGAUCGUCGUGGGGAAUUUUGCGAGUGGGAAGAGCACGCUGGUCCAGCAGCUGAUGAAAAUGAAGUUGCGGGCCGAACGGCCCUCUGUGGCCAUCGAUGUCAGAGACUGGGCCAUCCGGGACAGGAAGAACAUGGUCCUGAAUGUGUGGGAUUUCUCAGGAUGGGAGGAGUACCACAGCUCGCACCCCCAUUUCAUGACCCAAAGGGCGCUGUACCUGGUCGUGUACGACAUGAGUAAGGGGGAGUCCGAGGUGGACGCCAUGAAACCAUGGCUCUUUAACAUCAAGGCUGCGGCUCCCCUAUCCCCUGUUUUUCUGGUUGGCACACACGCGGACGUGAGUGAGGAGCACCAAGUUCUGGCGUGUGUGACAAAGAUCCGUGCGCAGCUACUAAAUCAGCAGAGCUUCCCUGUGAUCCGAGAUCACUACAUGGUGACCGCCCAUGAAGAGUCCGACUCCGUGAGCAGACUGCGCAAGUCCAUCAUCAGUGAGGCGGCCAGCUUUAAGAUCCAGGGUCAGCCUGUCAUGGGUCAGCUCAUCCCGGAAAGUUACCUGGAGCUGGAGAAGAGGGUCCUGAUAGAAAGGACGAGAGUGGCCCUGCAGUUUCCUGUCCUCAACCAGCAGAACCUGCUGGAGAUCAUCCAGGACAACCAGCUGCAGCUGAAAGAGAGCGAGCUGCCCCAUGCUGUCCACUUCCUCAACGAGGCUGGCAUCCUCUUGCAUUUUGAUGACACUGCCCUCCAGCUUAAGGGCCUCUACUUCAUAAACCCACAAUGGCUGUGCGGUAUACUGUCCCAGAUAUUGACACUGAAGUGCCCUGGAGUUCCAGGCCAACCCAAAGGAAUCAUAUAUCGCUCUGUGGUGGAGAAGUUCCUUACUGAGAGCAAGUGCUUCCCCAAAACACACAUCGCUCAGUACUUCAAGCUCCUGGAGAAAUUCCUGAUCGCCUUGCCAUUUCAAAAAGACCAGCUUCUCAUCCCCAGCAGCUUGUCAGAUCACAAGCCAGUGAUCGAGCUCCCUCACUGUGAGAAGUCGGAGAUGAUUGUUCGCCUGUACGAGAUGCCUUAUUUCCCCAUGGGCUUCUGGCCCCGGCAGAUCAACCACCUGCUGGAGGUGUCAUCCUCCCUGUCCUUUGGAGACGUUUCAGAAAAGGCCCAUCCACCAAAAAUGAUUUAUUGGAGGAGGGGGGUCUACCUUAGCUGGUCUUCUGAGGCAUACUGCCUGGUGGAGUCUGCUUCCCUGGAUAACUCUGCAGAGAGCUUUGUCAGGAUCAUCGUACCCUGUUCCUGCAAAGGUCGUGCUCUGCUGGGUCAGGUGGUUGACCACAUUGACUCAGUCCUGGAGGAGUGGUUCCCUGGCCUCCUCACCACCGAUAUCCAUGGUGAGGGCGGGACACUGCUGAAGAAGUGGGCGAUGUACAGCUUUGGGGACGACCAGGACUGGAGCAAAAUGCUUCUGGAGGACCUCUUCUCACAAGACUUAGACUAUCUCUUGGUGAAUCCUCAGGAUCCGCGGUCCACGAUUCCCAUCUCCCAGAUUUGCCCAGAUCUGGUUCUGAGUGAUCAGCCUGCUAGUGUGAUCCUCAACCGUGAAGAGCUGGAGAUGGAAGAGUCUAACGAGUACCUCCUGGGGGACGGAGGCUUCGGCUCCGUCUAUCGAGCAGUGUAUAGAAAUGAAGACUGUGCAGUGAAAAUUUUCAACAAGCAUGCAUCGAAAAUCUACCUCCACAGGCUCCUGAGACAGGAGCUGGCGGUGUUGGGGCGGCUGCGUCACCCCAGCCUGGUGUCCCUCCUGGCUGCCGGGACAUACCCACAUAGGCUGGUCAUGGAGCUGGCCCCCCGUGGGUCCCUGGACUCGCUGUUCGAGCACGAGAACGGCAGCCUCCACCGCAAGCUGCAGCACAGGAUCGCCCUGCAUGUGGCGGACGGACUCAGGUUUCUUCACUCAUCUUUGAUAAUUUACCGAGACCUGAAGCCUCACAACGUGCUGCUGUUCAACCUGAAGACGGACUCAGAGGUCAUUGCCAAGAUCACUGACUACGGCAUUGCCCAGUAUUGCGGGAGCAUGGGGGUCAGGACCUCAGAGGGAACUCCUGGUUUCCGAGCGCCCGAGGUUGCUCGUGGCAACGUGAUCUAUAAUCAGCAGGCGGACGUCUUCUCCUUUGGCCUCCUGCUGUAUGACCUCCUGACCUGCGGGCAGCGUAUAACAGAUGGGAUGAAGUUCCCCAGCGAGUUUGAUGAGAUCGCCGUUCGGGGGAAGCUCCCGGAUCCGGUGAAGUACUAUGGCUGUAGCCCGUGGCCUAGGUUGGAGAGUCUGAUGAGGGAGUGCUUAAAGGAGAACCCCCAUGAUAGGCCCUUAUCUCGACAGGUGUUUGACAGGCUGAACUCAGGAGAGCUGUUGUGCCUGAUGAAGGAGGUGAAGGUGUGCGGGGUGUCCAGUGCUGAGUGUUUUGCAGUGUCCUGUGAAAGUGGGCAACCGCUCGUUUGGGUUGGAGGUGGGAGCAGCAGCCAGAGGCGGGGAUGUGUAGCCUCUGUGGGGCUGGGAUCUGGGAAACCCACCUCUCACGAGGUUGACCAUCGUCCCGUCCUGUGCCUGGCGACAGUACGGAUCCCAGGGGACUCGUUCGACUGGAUGGUGGCAGGAACGCAGUCUGGCGCUCUGAUAGUCAUCAGCACAUUGGACCCAUCAAAACAACAUCAUCUGCAGUGUGUCACUGAUGCGGUGACCUCACUCUUCUACCACUCACCCCCUCAACAUAGCAAAAAGAAGAAGUAUUUGUUAGUGGGGACUGCAGAUGGAGUGCUGGCUGUUUAUGAAGAUUCAGUGAUUCGGUGUGAGGACGGUCAGCCCAUGAAGACAGUCCAGAUAGGGAACACCAACACUCCACUUAUGAGUCUGGCCUCGUCAGGCCACUCGCUGGACCGGACCACCGUCUGGGGAGGCUGUGGGACGCAGAUCUUGUCCUUCACCGACCACUACGAUGUCUGGAAGUCUAUCGAUACUAAAGAGAAACACAUGUACCCGCAGCAGAACAGGUGGAGCAGUGAAGCCAACAUCUCCCGUCUGGUGGUGGAGCAGCAGGUGUUCCUGAGCAGGGCAGGGGCACAGGUGGUGGAGGUGUGGGAUAAGAAGAGUGAGAGGAUGAGUGACCUCAUCGACUGCACACAGAUACUGGCGCACGGUAACAACAGGAGACCCAGGAAGCUGACCACAGAGAGGGUUCAGGAGGCUGGAGCCUCCUGGGCCAGUGUGAAGGCACUCCUAGUCCAGCCCAAUGCCACGCUGUGGAUUGGCACCAGAGGGGGUCACGUGAUCCUGGUGGAACUGACAACAUGCCAGCCACUACGCGUGUUUCGCCACUUGUGUCAGUCUGUGCGGAGCAUAGCAGUGGCAUAUGUCGAAACACUCAACCCAAAGAAUGUGGUGCUGCUUUUGGGAAGAAGAGGUAGACCACCCCAAGAUCAAGACAGCAGUCAGUGUGAUGAUGACUCUGUCCUUUUGAUGUGGAACAGUGCUCUUCCUGUGGAGGUUAGAGACCUUCUCAAACACAGCGAGAUGAGAUCAGAGAUUGCAAAUACAAUGACAGCAUCACUGUAUGACUGAGCUCUUGGACCGGAGCUACAUUUGGAAAGCAAUACCUGCUUGAAGAUUAGUUUGCUCCACAAAUGGGAAAAUUAGGUUUUUGUGUUUUUGCACAAAUAUAAAUUUGGAAUGCAUUGAAAAUUAAAAGGGACAGUUGUACCUCUGUUGGACAUUAAAAGUUCCAUUAUGAGCAACACAAAAAAACACUUUUACAAAGAAAGACAAAAUGCAACUGGCAAUGAUAUUUUUAAAGGUCCCAUAUUGUACACCUUUCCAGUAUUUUAUUUAGAUCCUGAUAUCUGUAAGAAGACUUUUUUGUGGUUUUAAGUACCAAAAACAGUCUCUCUCUCCAGUUCUCCAGCACCCCUCAUGAGCUUUACCAAGAACAGGCUGUUUUAGUGAAUGUGUCUUUAAGGCUCAUUGAUGUGAUUGGCUGGCUAUCUCCAACGACGGUAACUGAAUGCCGUCUGUACCUAGCGCUUGGAUUUAUGUGCUGAAGCAAAUGAGCGUAUCGUUAUGUCAUAACGAUACGCUCGGGAACGAAUAACUGACAUUUGAACGACAGACACACAUUUUCUUCAUGCUGAUUGUGUGGAUUUAUUUCGGGACUGCGUUUUGAUACUUUCACUGUGUUUUUAUAGCAGCUUCAACUCCUUUAUAAUCCACAUAGCAAUAUAAAUUUCCACAAUAUGGGACCUUUAAUUUAUUUAUGAAUUGUAAAAUAGCAUCUGGCAUGUUCUUGUACAUGUUAAGUACAUCCAGUGCUGUUGUCUGUUAGCAGGCUUAUCUGGAUGGCUUAGUGUUUACUGUAUGUAUACAUUGUACUUUGUUUGUGGUCACAAUAAACCGUGUUAUAAUGUGUUUAA
This is a messenger RNA of Conger conger (European conger), 8800 nucleotides long. RefSeq names its product leucine-rich repeat kinase 2 (gene lrrk2). Gene Ontology annotation, molecular function: ATP binding; protein kinase activity; protein binding. The transcript is spliced from 52 exons. The record is from RefSeq and is a predicted model, not a curated record. Gene Ontology annotation, biological process: protein phosphorylation. The coding region runs from base 357 to 7955 and encodes 2532 amino acids. Lineage: Eukaryota; Metazoa; Chordata; Actinopteri; Anguilliformes; Congridae.